AUGUCUCCCAGAAACUCAGACAUCGAGGUCGGUGAUGUUGACAAGGCAAAUGCCAACAAUGUCGAAGUCAUCGCCAACGCCGACAAGCCAAACCCCCAAAAGGAAGCCCCGGCCUCGGUGGCCACUCUCACACCGGGAGAACGUACCAAAGCAGAGAAAGCCCUCGUCCGCAAGAUCGAUAUCCGCCUCUUACCCAUGAUCAUCCUCAUGUACAUCCUCAACUACCUCGACCGAAAUAACAUCGCCUCAGCCCGCCUAGCAGGACUGGAAGAAGACCUGGGAUUGGUUGGAAACCAAUUCGCAACCUGCGUCAGCAUCCUCUUCGUCGGCUACCUGCUAAUGCAAAUCCCUUCAAACCUAAUGCUGAACAAAUUUGGCAAACCAGCCCUCUACCUCCCAACCGCAAUGAUGCUAUGGGGAAUAAUCUCUACAGCAACAGCAGCAGCAUCAAGCUACGCCGGCCUGGUAGUAAUCCGAUUCUUCCUCGGUUUCGUCGAAGCGGCCUACUUCCCCGGCUGUCUCUACUUCCUCAGCGCCUGGUACACGCGCAAGGAAUUAGGCUUCCGCACCGCAGCCCUAUACUCAGGAUCCCUCCUCUCAGGCGCAUUCUCCGGCCUGAUCGCAGCUGGAAUAACAAGCAACAUGGACCACGUCCUGGGUCUCCGCGCCUGGCGCUGGCUCUUCAUAAUCGAAGGCGCAAUCACCAUCGUCAUCGCCUUCGCAGCAGUCUUCGUACUGCCCAAUUUCCCACGAACAACCAGCUGGCUCAGCGAAGAAGAAAAAGAACUCGCCGUCUGGCGCCUCGAAGAAGAUAUCGGCGAAGACGACUGGGUCGACAGCGAACAGCAGACCUUCCUGCACGGCGCCAAACUCGCUUUCGCAGAUAUAAAAACCUGGGUGCUGAUGCUGAUGAUCCUCUGCAUCGUCUCCUCAGCCUCCGUGACAAACUUUUUCCCAACAGUCGUCGAAACACUCAACUACGGCAAAAUCGAGACUCUCCUCCUCACAGCCCCGCCAUACUGUCUCGCCGUCUUCUGUGCGUUCGCAAAUGCCUGGCACGCCGAUCGAACCGGCGAGCGCUAUUUCCAUGUUACAUUGCCUCUCUACCUCUCGGUCGUGGCAUUCAUCAUUGCAGCCACGACGAUGGGGACGGCGCCAAGAUAUCUUUCCAUGAUGCUUAUGGUUCCGUCGUUCUAUUCUGGCUAUGUUGUUGCUCUUGGGUGGAUUUCGAAUACUUUGCCUCGUCCGGCUGCUAAGCGUGCUGCUGCGCUUGCGGCUAUUAAUUGUGUUAGCAAUGCUAGCAGUAUCUAUGCUAGUUACAUGUAUCCCAAUAGUGAUAAGCCGCGGUUUGUGCCUGCCAUGUCUGUCAACUGCGCCACGGCGUUUAUUGCCAUUGUUGCUGCUACGGUGCUGAGGUUCAUGUUGGUUCGUCUUAAUAAGAAGCUUGAUCGCGGUGAGGAGGUUGAGGGGGCUGUUCCUGGUGAGGGGAGUCGUCGUGGAUUCCGGUUCUUGGUAUAA
Messenger RNA from Penicillium antarcticum, 1518 nucleotides. RefSeq names its product putative MFS transporter. Gene Ontology annotation, biological process: transmembrane transport. Gene Ontology annotation, molecular function: transmembrane transporter activity. Lineage: Eukaryota; Fungi; Ascomycota; Eurotiomycetes; Eurotiales; Aspergillaceae. The record is from RefSeq and is a predicted model, not a curated record. The coding region runs from base 1 to 1518 and encodes 505 amino acids. The transcript is spliced from 2 exons. Gene Ontology annotation, cellular component: membrane.